Molecule: messenger RNA, 1725 nt
Organism: Fomitiporia mediterranea MF3/22
Lineage: Eukaryota; Fungi; Basidiomycota; Agaricomycetes; Hymenochaetales; Hymenochaetaceae
Exons: 4
Coding region: 1-1725 (574 amino acids)
Source: RefSeq, a predicted model, not a curated record
AUGAGCAUCACAGGCACUCAAAUGGAUGCGCUAGCGCGCAUAUACUCAGGAUACAUAGCAAGAAUCGCGUUAUUCAAGCUACAGGAUGACAAUUACGAUCUACAGGAUGUAAAACAGCUACGAUCUAUGCAACACAAGGAUAGUAAGACACUACUGAGAUCAGGAACAAUCACGCAUCGUAUGGAACGAAGUACAGAAGUUCAGAGGGCGACUUCAAGCCAGAGAACAGGUUCGGAACCCGGACAAUCCGCUCAAUCCGCUCAAACGGAUUAUCACACCGCUUCAAGGGAAAGCGAAGGCAAUACGCAUACAGCCAGCGAAUAUCAGAGUGAUAGUGAAUUAGCAAUGAUCGAACAGACUAUUCGAGCAUUCAGGAAUGAUACUUCGACGCUACAGAAGGAAAUAGAGCAUCAGGAAGCUCCAGGACAUCUAUUGAACGAUGAUACAGUUCAAUCUACUCUAGGAAUGAAUAGUUACGAUCAGUUUGAAAACGAUUUUGCGAAGGACUUCGCAGUACCAGACAGUAUCAGUACUACAGGAAACAGGACACAUGAUAGGUACACGAGGAAAGAAUACAUCGGAACAAGGACAAGGACACAGAAAGACAGGAAGUCAGCGCUAGAGCGCAUUGAUCCACACAUGGAUUUGCCAAAUGAACAAGAAAUUGGCAGCAUACACUCAGGACUUCAGGCAGCGCUACUGCGCAUACAGACAGGACAUUUCAUUGAGACAUACAUGGAACAACGCAGCAUACAGACAGUUACGGCACUCAGGAAAGUAGAGAACGCUACUUGGACAUUUUGUGAUAGAACAUCGCGCCAUGAGACAGCGAAAGUAUACUUGGACGAUUCAGGAAUCGAAUCAAUCGACUUACGAAGACACGAACGAGUCGAGACACAAGGAAACAGUAUGAGAAUACAGCAGGACAUUCAUUGCGCACAGAGAUACCGCGCAUAUAGACACAUAUCUAGUAAUAUUAUGCUCAUACAUCACGAUCUCAUUGAAUUCGAGACGAUAUUUUCAUUCAAGGACGGAUAUUACACUCUAGGUUGCACUCCGCAAUUAGUAUUUGGACAUCGAGCUCAACAGGAUAUCCAGUUUUGCAUCACAGUUGGUUAUUGCACGCAAAAGAGUACACAUUUGGACAUAUUCUAUCAAUACGAGCGCAAGGCAUUACAUUUGCAGGAACUAGUCUAUUGGAAAAAUCGAGGACAUAGCAGAGGAAUUUCGGAAUACAUCUCCGCUAUCUAUUAUUGCAUGACUAUUCUACAGAAGCAGAGAAACGCGCAAGGACAGCUAGAAGCCGCAACGCUAAUCCAUUCUAUUGAGGAAGAAGGCUAUAGCUUCGUCGAUCAGGGAUUUACCUCCGCGCUUCCCGAAGACGCGGGAGAAGAGAAUAUUUGCAAUUACCACGCCGCCGGAAUUUCCAUUUCCGUACAUAUCGAUCUACAUCGCGCGUCUCAGAAUACUCAAGAGCCGAAACGCCAUAUCUCCCCAGGAACUCCACCGAUUCCCUUCGAAAAGUGUCGUAUCGAUAGCGACAAUCAAGAGGCAACUUUUCUACUAAUUGACUAUACGUUUCACAUGGUUCAGAACCAUGCUACUCACCGUCCGGAACGCCACCACCGUCUCAAUACGCACCGGAUCGACUUCGGAUCAGUUCAGAGAGGCAGUACUACAUCACGAGGAUGUUUCCCAUACGCAUGGGCAAGGACUAAAUGCUAG